This is a messenger RNA of Calliphora vicina (urban bluebottle blowfly), 2889 nucleotides long. RefSeq names its product KCNQ potassium channel (gene KCNQ). The coding region runs from base 443 to 2725 and encodes 760 amino acids. Gene Ontology annotation, cellular component: voltage-gated potassium channel complex; membrane. Gene Ontology annotation, biological process: potassium ion transmembrane transport. The transcript has 17 exons. The record is from RefSeq and is a predicted model, not a curated record. Lineage: Eukaryota; Metazoa; Arthropoda; Insecta; Diptera; Calliphoridae. Gene Ontology annotation, molecular function: voltage-gated potassium channel activity.
AGUUUAAGAAAAUAAAAAAAGAAAUAAACCAGGACUUCUCUGGCCUAGAACAGAGGUAAAUUAAGAGAGUGAGUGAGUAAGUGAGUGAGUGAGAGUGUCAAAGUGUUUGUUGUGUACGCGCUUUUGUGGCGGCGGAGAUGCUGGCGCCAACCACUGUUGUCACUGUAACAGUUGCGGGCGGCGUCAGUUACAAUAACAACAACAACAAGAACCUAAACAACAUAAUGCACACAUGUUUGAUACAAUCAUCAGCAUCAAAAACAACAAACUCAUCAUCAACAAUAGCAACAACAGUAACAGCAACAGCAACAACUGCUAAAACAACAACAGUUCCCGUAACAACAACGAAACAACAAUUGUGAUAAAUUAAAUUAAUUAUUCUUAAUCUUAAGGGACAUGUAAGCUCAUUUCAAAUCCGCCUAAUCGUUUAGCUCAACCGCGAAUGUCACUACUGGGGAAGCCUAUAAAUUAUAAUCGCGGCAAUCAUCGCCGUGAUGUACGGUAUAGAAGACUUCAAAGUCGUGUAUAUAAUUUUCUGGAGAGGCCGCGAGGACUGCCAGCAAUUUUAUAUCACGUGGCGGUAUUCCUAAUGGUCUUUACCUGCCUUGUUUUAAGUGUAUUCUCAACGAUAGACACGUAUGAGAAGGACGCAUUGUAUAUAUUAUUUAGAAUGGAAAUAUUAGUUGUUAUUUGGUUCACAAUGGAGUUUUUCAUGCGGCUGUGGUCAUCCGGUUGUCGGUCACGAUACCAAGGAUGUGUUGGUCGUUUUAAGUUUAUAAAACGGCCAUUUUGUAUUAUAGAUAUUAUUACUAUAGUUGCUUCCGUAGUUGUAUUAGGCAUGGGUACAUCUGGCCAAGUAUUUGCCACAAGUGCUUUAAGGGGUUUACGUUUUUUCCAAAUCUUACGUAUGGUACGUAUGGAUCGACGUGGUGGCACUUGGAAGCUACUGGGCAGUGUAGUAUACGCACACAGACAAGAACUGAUAACCACUAUGUAUAUUGGAUUCCUAGGCCUUAUAUUUGCAUCAUUCCUGGUGUACUUAAUGGAGAAAGAUGUUAAUGAAAAAUUUAGUAAUUUUGCUCAAGCCCUGUGGUGGGGUGUGAUAACCCUCUGCACAGUUGGCUAUGGCGAUAUGGUUCCUGAGACGUGGCAGGGUAAAUUGAUAGCCUCGUUUUGUGCAUUAUUAGGCAUUUCGUUUUUCGCUUUGCCAGCGGGCAUUUUGGGUAGCGGUUUUGCCUUAAAGGUCCAACAGCAACAGCGUCAAAAACAUAUGAUACGGCGACGUCAACCCGCUGCCUCGCUUAUACAGGCCUUAUGGCGAUGCUAUGCGGCCGAUGAACAUUCAAGAUCAGUGGCAACCUGGAAAAUACAUCAAGUAGCUUUACCCAGUCCGCCUGCCUCAAGAGCAUCAUCUAGUUUUAAGCACAAUGCAUCAUUUGUGGCCCGCCUACCAACCAUCAGACGUCACAAACCCCAAUCUAUGCAAUCGCCGGGCGGUGAUGGCAUCAAAACAGUCGCCACCAAUCGCGUCUCCCGGUAUACGCGCAACAUACGUGAGAUGAAUCAAUCGGUGGAGAAUCUUGAUGAAGAUGAUGAGCCACGCUGCACUCAAUUAACAAAUCAGCACAAGACUGCCAUAAGAUUUAUUAGAAAGUUAAAAUACUUUGUUGCGCGGCGUAAAUUUAAAGAAGCCCUCAAACCCUAUGAUGUUAAAGAUGUUAUGGAACAAUAUGCCGCUGGUCAUGUGGAUUUAUUGGGACGUGUUAAAAAUGUUCAUGCCAGAUUAGAUCAAAUAUUGGGAAAACAAGGUUCCAAAUCAAAAGACGCUUAUGCUUCUAAAAUAAGCUUAGCAUCAAGAGUGGUCAAAGUCGAAAGACAGGUGGCCGAUAUAGAAGAAAAAUUAGAUAUUUUAAUUAAAGCUUACAUGGAGGACCGUCAACGGUUUCAAACUCUUCCCCCUAAUCCUCAGGUCUCUAAACAUUCCAACAACAAUCACCUCCCUAAUCAUGGCCACUGUGGUCUUACUACCAGUAGUAAUAAUAAUCAAACACUAGAUUGGCAACAUCGCACAGCGAAAACAAAUGAUGCUUUAGUAGCAGUAGCUGCAGCAGCAUCAGCAACAAUAUCAUUAGAUGCAUCAACGACCACAGCAGGGCUGUGCCCCCCUAAGGGGACCAAUGAAUAUACAAAGUCUUCCGAUACCUGUUCAUAUCCUUUAUCAGCCGAUGUUAGACCGGCACGUGUUUAUCAACAGCGUAGUAGUGAUGGUUUCAUAGCCGACAUAGAAAGUAGAACUAAAAAGAGAGUAACCUUAAGAUCAAUAUCACAACCAUAUGAAAAAGAAAUACAAGUGGAUGAAGUAGCGAUAACAAUACCAAAUAUAGAAACACAAUCACUUGGCUCUAGUCCUAGGCAAAGGCCGGAAAGUUCAAUAAUUUUAAUAGAUGAAUAUGAAGAUUUGGAAGAAGAAGAUCUCAAUUGCGAAGAAGAAUUCGAUCAAUAUCCCUCAUGGGAAAUUGACAGUGAUGCCGUAGUCGAUGCAGAUGCUGAAGGCGAUUGCGAUGAAACAACGGAAGACACCGCCUUAUUACACCGACCAACACGUACUGCAAUAGUUAUUACACCUAUUAGUCCCGUAAGCUCCGCACAUAAUCUCCAAAGUAUGGAUGACCAAAAUGCUCCUACAAUCAAUAAAUCAAAUUUACUAUCACCGGAUUCCGGAUAGCAAUCGUAACAUAUGUAUAUUUUUUUAUUAUCGCUUACAAAUUUAUACUCUUGUGUUCAAACAAACAAACAAACAAAAAAAAAAUAGAUGCAUAAAGAAAAACUAAACAAAAAAGCUACAGAAAUUAAUAAUAAAAGCAAAAUACAAGUAUUUUCACCCAAAAA